This is a messenger RNA of Cotesia glomerata, 536 nucleotides long. RefSeq names its product cold and drought-regulated protein CORA-like. Bases 97 to 504 code for a protein of 135 amino acids. The transcript has 2 exons. Lineage: Eukaryota; Metazoa; Arthropoda; Insecta; Hymenoptera; Braconidae. The record is from RefSeq and is a predicted model, not a curated record.
GUUGAACAUCAGUCGAGAUUGUGAUUCGUAAGAUUACCAAACAGCAAACUGAACUAGAUUUUUUAUUUAAUAAAAUUUAAAUUGUUAAUUAGAAAAAUGAAUAAACUUGCUGUUUUGUUCUUCGCUGCCGCGGUCUGCGUCUGUGUUUCUGCCUUCCCAUCGUCACUUCCAAGUGGCGGCUAUGUGAGAGUUGUAAGGGCAGCAUUGCCCGAUCCCAAUCCUCAUUAUCACAUUCCUCACAGUCAAUACCGUCCUCACAGUUACGGCGGAGACUACUACAGUGGUUACGACAAUUAUGAUUACGGCCACGGUGGUUACAAUCAGGGCUACGAUGGUUACAAUCAGGGAUACGGUGGUUACAAUCAGGGCUACGGUGGUUACGGUAAUAAUUAUUAUCCUUACCAAAAUAAUGGACAUUCUUCUUCUUCUAAUGCUAACUCUGCGGCAUUUAACUCUCCGUGGGGAAGUGGUGCAUUCGCCAGCGCAAAUUCAGCAUCUGGGUAGUUAUUUUUGUUUUCAUAGCUCACUUUAUUCAU